Molecule: messenger RNA, 3088 nt
Organism: Orbicella faveolata
Lineage: Eukaryota; Metazoa; Cnidaria; Anthozoa; Scleractinia; Merulinidae
Product: RYamide receptor-like
Biological process (GO): G protein-coupled receptor signaling pathway
Cellular component (GO): membrane
Molecular function (GO): G protein-coupled receptor activity
Source: RefSeq, a predicted model, not a curated record
AUUAUUAUUAUUUUAUCAUUUUUCUCUUUGUCAGUGAAAAUUUGCUUGACUUUUCCACUGCGGAAGGGCAAAACCCGAAACGAUUGGAACUAUUCAAACAAUGUGACUCUUAAGACUCGGAUGCGAGAACUUAAAUGUACUGUUUUCGCCCACAGGACUGUCUUGUGUGUCAAACAGUGUAAACAGUGGGCAGCAAUUUCGUAUCUGACUCAAUGUGCAUUUCUUUAAGAGGACUCCAGACUGGAUUUUUACAAGAGCUAUUACAAGAAACGCAAGAUGCAUAGGGUGCCACAUCUGUUGGCUGGAGGCUGAUCAAGGCGAACUACAAUCGUGACAGUUCUAGAUAGUAUGUAACUAAUCGUAUUGUUCGUGUUUACAUAUGGUGUACUUUUAUUUCCACAGAGGGCACGCUCAGCAUGUAUUUGUUUGGAAUGAAGAGAUGGUACUAGGAUUCACAAUUCAUUUCUGGAUUUGAAAAAGAUACAAAAGACUAUUUCUUAAUUCAAGAUCCGGUUUUGAAUUUCCCCAGAGAAAUGCACCUUAAAAUCUGCGGCCGUAGGAAAAACAUCGCUAAAAUCGACCAUUUAUGUAUUGCAACUGGAUUUCCCUCUUAAUUUCUCAAAGCCAAAUAAUUUCUUUUUAUUCAGAUUACCUGUGAAUAUUCUGAUACACUAUUAAUUCCACAUUUGCAUCACCGGUUGUGGUUUUUUAACGAACAAAUUGCUAGAUGCCCAAUCUAUAUUACAUUUAACCAUCCAAUACAACCUCAAAAGUGUAAACAAUAUUUUGAGCAACAACUGAGCAGGGUCUCCAAACUGGUUAUGAUUCGAUGGUUCGCUGGCUUUGGGUUGAUUUGUUUGUUUCACACCAAAUACAAAGCAAUGCAUCGCGUACUUGAUGAUAUAAAAAUAACAGUUAUGCUCGUUUUCAGUGUUAAUAGUUUAUUUACAGUCCAAGAUUAACACAUAGUGUUUACUUUCAGAAAACUGAAAAAAUCAAGAAAUGGCAAUUUCUGCAACGUCUCUUGUGUACGUACUGUUUCUCUCCGCCAUGAUAAUUUUCAACAUAGCAGGUAACUCCCUCGUUUGCACUCUAAUGUUAAAGAGGAAAGGUCUUAAAACCUCGAUUAACUGGCUUCUUUUCCACCUGGCCAUCGCUGAUUUACUGGUCGCUGUCUUCUUCAUUCCACCUUGCAUUCUGAGCCACUUUAUCGUUCAACCAAGUGGUCUCACUGGAGACCUGCUGUGCAAGUUCAUUACCGGCGGGAGCUUUGGUUGGGUGGCUGCUACGGCCUCGAGCUUUUGCCUAGUCGCGAUAGCUUUUGAGCGUUAUAAUGCCACUCUACUUCCAUUACUAACACUCCGUCAUGGUCGGUCGUUGUGGUUGGUGCCAGUUCUUUGGAUGCUGGGAUUCCUGCUGAGCAUACCAGCUAUUGUUGUAACAGCUUAUGACGUGGAAGGUCAGAUGUGCGUGGGAAACUUUCGAGACUACACGACGCUUCGAGCCUAUUACCUUAGUUGGUCGUUUGCCAAUUCCGUGCUACCGAUAUGCAUUAUGGGAUACCUGUACACGCGGAUUAUUUUGUGUUUGCGCAAGCCUGGACUCGUGCAAUGCUCUUCUCCGACGGCUGCGUCACAAUCCAGGAAUAAGGUAACUAAGAUGCUCGUCUCAGUCUCUGUUAUCUUCAUCACGUGCUGGACCCCUCCCGCAGUGCUUUGCGUGUUGAGUCCCGUCAUUCCAGGCGGGUACGCCACAGUGUAUCCCAUCACCACAGCAAGUGCGCUGUUGAAUUCCUGUCUCAAUCCACUGGUUUACACGCUUCACAGUCAACAGUUCAGGAAGAGUCUAGUUUCAUUGGUGUUUUGCCGCGAAAACAAGGAGUUAGCCAUUCACAAAACAAGGCAAACAAACUCGUCACGAAUCAAAAUCUCUUCUAAUUAUCUGUAAUGAAUUUGCAUUUCGCAAGCAUAUAGACUUGCCACAAGGCGACCUUUGCUUAAUCCAUAGCGUAUUUAUCUCCCUUGAGCGAAUACAGAUGGCGGUCUUCGAGCGACGCGAGCGAAACCAACAAGCCAAGGAAGAAUUAUUGGAAAGGACUUUCAGAAAGUCCAGCAAGUAUGGUAACCGAGAAGUUAUGGCUCACUGAUUUGUUGAACUGUGCUUUGCAGAAGGUUGACUCACUUAGCUGGCUUUUGCUCCUAAUCAAUUGUAGCUCUUAGCUCGCUCAGGAUCUUCCUAGCUAGUUCAGUGGUACAUGAAUUUUUGUGGCCUGGAUAACUUUGAUAAAAAUGAGGUUCGUUAAGUCCCAGAUAUGAGUUGACCAACUUAAGCAGUGAUGGCGCUUCUAAUUAUAAGUGAGGAAUAAUUUUACCUAGUCGUACCUCGUACCUCUUUGGUACGCUUCGGCGACAUAUCAAAUAUAGAAACUGGUGCUAUGGCCCCUAAACUGACGUUUUGAUUCGUAUGACAAACGGCAAUCUUUACCUAACCAUGAUCGACCUUACUGUGUACACACGUUUGAAGGAUCUGAGGCAGACCUAGUUUUUUUUCUGAAUAUACAAAUUUAUACCGUUGCACAAGACCUAUAUCGUUUACAAAGUAGGGAGCUACUCCUGUUAGGACUAAUGAGUUCUCUGCAAUGUGGGGCCAUUUCAAGGAAUAAUUCAGUAAUCUUUAAAGCUGUAUUUUAGCUCACUUAGAAGAUGUCAUUCUACUAUAUGACUAACAGUGUCGAAUCCCCCGUAGGGUGAUAGCGGCUGGUAUAUAUUUACCCAUUGUUCUUAGUGCGUGAAAACCUUAACCAUUAACAAGGCUCAUAAAAACGUAGAGAAAAGUUCUAAAAUUUUGAAAUCUAGUAUGCACAGUCCCGUUAAUACAGGGAAAAUAUUGCAAAAUAUGUCUUUCCUUGUGCCUAAUGGGCUGUGUUAGGUUCGCAUGGUAUUGUGGUAAAAUGUAUAGCCGCCAUCUAUGUAUGGGUCAGUUUUGUUUAAAACUGUCAGCGUCUUGUAAAGUCAAAAAAAUGCAGUAAAACAAAGAGUGAUAUACCCUCGAGCAUACCCAUAUCUUUCUUGAUUCCUUAUAGUGAGUU